CAACCAGCGCGUCGUGUGUGUGUGCGUGUGUGUGAAUGUGUGUAGUUUUUUUUUUUCGGUGAAGAAGAGAAAAGUGCAGUGAUACGAGUUUGUGUGUAAUAUGCGGGUAUCGUGAGGGAACCAGAGCGCAAGCUGUGGAAAGCCGUGUGCCUUACUUGAUGACUAUUUUUUCACCCCCGAAGUUCCUUAAAACGGGGGUUAUGUUUGCACUUACCUUGGUCCGCCAUGGGGAGACACUUCACAACAAAGACAACGUCAUUCAAGGUCAGCUGGAUGUACCGCUGUCGACCAUCGGCCUCGAGCAGGCCGAGCUGCUUGGCAAGCACCUGCAGCAGCAGAGGUUCACUCACGUCUACAGCAGUGACCUGUCACGUGCCAAACAGACAGCUCAGUCUAUCUUGGAGAAGAAUCAGGUGACCCCAGGGCCCAUUGUUGAAGAUCAGCGGCUACGAGAAAGGAAAUUUGGCACGGUGGAAGGCCGUAGCUUUGGCUACCUGAAGGAAGCGUCCAACAAGGCAAAUCAGUCGGUGAGCUCCUACACGCCACCUGGGGCCGAGACCCUAGACCAGGUACGGAAGCGUGCCGUCGCCUUCUUCGAUGACCUGUGCCAGCUUCUCCGUGGAUCGUACCCCACGGAAGACCAGGAAAACCUGAGCCCCAGCAAGCGGAAACGUGAGGAACAGUCGCCGUCACUGCCAUCAUCGCUGAGCAGUUCCCCAUCCUCGUUCCCGCCUCCUUACAACUCCCCAUCAUCGACGGCGCCACCAUUUGCCGACGAACUCAUCCGUGCAGCGCUCAGCCCAAGCGCCGAUGAAUCCAGCGUUGCGGCAGCCGCAGACCCGGCCCCCAACGUCUCUCUCUCUCCGCUCAUCGAGCAGUGGCCAUCGGCCGGCGGCAACAACCCGCCGCGGAAGCUUUCAGCCUGCAGUUCAUCGGACGAAGGCGACGGUGUCGGCGGAGGCGCGCUUUUGGCGAGCGUCCUCGUAGUCAGCCAUGGUGCACUCCUGCGCGAGAUGGUGCGGCACCUCGUCGAAGACCUCGGCUGCUGCGUGCCGGGUGGUCGCAACCAGGCAAUGCGCAUCAGCCCCAAUGCGGGGAUAUCCAAGUUCACUGUGUCGGGACCGCGCGAAAAGCCGCGCAUUGUUUGCCACUUGAUUCACGACCGGCAGCACCUAAUGGGCGGCAGCGCCUGCCCCAUCGUGAGCGCAGCGGAGGCAAUACCGCGGAGGCGGGAGGUGCAGACAGCUGGCUUGUCCGCGGAUGCAACGGCACUGUAAUUAGGCAGAGGCGCUGGAUUUGAGCAAAACACUGGGGAACUGUGAACUGAACCGUCUCGUUUUUCUGUACUGAAAGCACCUUGUGUUUUGUUUUAUUUUUACUUCCUGAUCUAUUAUGAAAAUGGCAGCGGCUGAAGUGUUGGCAUGGCUGUCACAUAAGGCUUUCCAUGAGCCUUAUGGGCUGAAAAAGACGUCAAGGCUGCCUGCCGACUUCAGAGCUUUUUAAGUGGCUGGCAGCAGUGACGGGUCUGUCAUUUUUCGUGUCGGAUGUGUGCUGCUCACUUUUUGCACAUUGGUGCAAUUUGUUUUUGUUUGUUUUUUCCAUGUUGAAACAGUAUUUUUGCACCUCAGAAAAACGGGGCUGUCUACAUUGCUAGAAGAGGGGCACUUUUUACUUCAUACGUCCUAAAUACGCUCGCCUUCUUUCAGAGGUCCUUUUGUUUUGCAGUGAAAAUUGUCAUUUGCACUGCACAUCCGUUCGCUUCAGGUUGCACACUGUCAGCGUAAUGAGACAUUGUUAACAUUGAAGUAGCGAGUGCUAUUUUGGUAAACGUGAGCAAAUAGGAUGACAAUUAUUGCGGAUAGAAAGACACAUCGAAGGCUGUGAUUGUGUUUAGAGUGCAGUGUCAGCAUCGUCCGCAUAUCCAACAGAUAGGAGUAGUAGUGAAGUGCGUGGAAAGUGCGACCGGUUUGCCCUUCUUUACUUUUCCUUUUUUUGCGCUCAGAUGGCGUGAUUGCUUUAGUUUUUCAUGUUGUUUCAAUCGUCUCUGUUUACGCGGAAACAGUAUUUGAAUCUUAUAUGACACUAGGACAUUUUCUACAACUGAAGCAGAAAAGGCAGGAGCAUACUUUUUUCCAAGUGCCGUGCGGCCAUUUUUUUCUUUAUAUAAAUAACAUUUUAUCAACGAGUCGUGGUCAGAGACAGGCGGCUUUCAAUAGUCGGCAGCAUCAGAUCAUAUUCUGUAAGAUUGUUGAAUGUUAGUCCAGUCUCACCAAAGCGUGCUUCGGAACCCGUUCAUUUGUGUUUCCAUCUCGUAACACCAGUGUUUCAGAAUACUAGUAAUUCAUUCUUUCUGGAACCGGUUCACUCGUGGUUCCAUUUUGCGACACCGGUGUUUCAGAAUGGUGAUUCAUUGUUUGUCUCCAGGUCUGGGGCUUGUGUGCUUGUGUUGGCAGAGUUUAUCUGUUUUUAAUUGUGACUGAAGAGCUAUGGCUUCGUGUUAUUACCCCUACAUGCUCCCCCAUCUUGUAACCUUUAUCAUGUGUUUCAUCGUUGUCCUGGGCAUCCAAGAAAGAAAGCUAACACGAUGUUUCACAGUAUGGACCGACUAUUCACCAGUUGCAAAUUUGUCCCCGUAAUGCACUUUUUGUUGGGGUCUUCCUUGUAAUCUAUGCGUAACAAGCAUUUCGUACUUAGAAAACAAAAGCACUGCUUCUAUGAUGUAAACACAUGAUGGAUAAGAUUGAAUUUUUUUGACACUUGUGACUAUGGAAACAUAAUGGAGUGUUUAUUUUCCUGUGCACCUGCAAAGCUUUUGUGUUGUCAGUAUGUUUGUAAUAUAGUAAACCCACCUUUUCAUUUUUGUUUUUUGGUUGCCCCAGUUAUUUCUUCGUUGCUUCAUUAAAGAAAAUACAGAAAUCGAAUGAGCUUGCUAGCCCUCUGCCUCAGCUGUCUUAAAUGCUUUUGUUUUGUAAUAUAAAAUCCUUGUGAACUAUUUUAUUAAGUGCAGCAGAGCAGUUUUUUUAGCAAUAGUAACCAAACGAAAUCUGUGGGAUCUUGAAAGAGAGCUGCCUUAUCUUAAUUUGUUAGGAUGUUGUAUACUUCGCCAGACAUGGACAGUUUUUUUUUUUUCUCGUGAACUACAAACUUUCGUUACCCAAGGAACUUUCAUUAAUCAAACACACUCUUUAGUGUUGCUUGACAGUUUCAAAACGUUUUUUCAUGCAAGAAAUCUAAUGAAAUUUGAAAAAUCGAGUGUUGCAUAACAGCAAUGCUAAUACGCAUAAGCUAGUCUAACGGCAGUCAGCCUAAUCGGAAAUCUUCGAAUAACGGGAUUCUGUUACUUUGCUUUGUUUUCCAGCCAGUGUAUGAAAACCAGAUAUUCCAACAGAGCGGUUGUGAAAGAUGGGAGUUGUUAAAACUGCAUGAAAUGCAUACAAGUGAUAAGGAUUUAUAAACUAGCGGCUUGCGAUUAGUCUAUCGGAAUGUGCUGUGCUGUGUCAAUUUGCAGCAGUAUGAAAUGAACUGCCAAAGGUGACAGGGUAACUGCAGCUCUCCCUUUUCUAACCAUCUUGUUCUCUAUUUUUGUUUUUAAUUUAAACUCUCAGCCUCUCCUCUGUUAUAUCUGCUAUAGUGUUCAGAAAAUUGCUGUUUUGGUAAGACAAUUAUUAUGUUAUCAAAAUAGCUAAUACCUGAGUGCAAUUUUUUAAAAAAGGUAGCAAUUAUUUCAUAAAACAUGGGAUAAUUGCCUUCAGAAUUGUUGCAUACAAAUCAGACUCUUCUUGUUUCUUUUUUGUUUUUAUUUUCACAUUGGUGCUGUUCUGUUCUUUUUUUUUUUUACCAUUGCUGAACUUGUGAAGUUCAAACUCAUGUGUAUGUGUUGUGAUUGCAAAGUUCAUUAAGGUUGCAGUCGCUAGCUUAUUUCUAAAUUUUUUUAUACCAAAGUGUAUCGACAGCUCUACCUUGCAGAUGAGGGCAAAAAUGAAAUAUCAUGACAACCUUAGCACUCAUUUUUGGGCCCACUGUCUAAGUCUCCCAAUGUAGCUGACACUGGCCCUAUGGUGAUCACAUUGUGGAUGUGUUGGGAGUCCUCUGGGGGUGUUGUCGAUUCUAAGGGUAUUGAAUUUUAAGCGCAGCUUCUUUUUGUGCUGGGUGAACGCAGAUGACUUUUUAACAGUUGCCCAAUCGGGAAGCAUGCUGUAACAUCUUGCGUUGUCUCAACACGGCAAUUAUGUCUACUUGAAUGCCAUGCGGAAUUUUCGCGCUGCGGUAAGACUGUGUGCUGUCUGUUCAGGUUUGUUAAAACAUAGCCACACUUUUUACCUUUUGAUCUGUGCUUAGCUGCCACUUUCAAAAGCUGAUUUCCAGACCAAUUGCUGUAUUACUUUAUGCAAAAUGAUUAAUCAAUGCAGAUUAACCAAGAAGAAACAAUGUAUGCUUUGGUACUAUAGCACCAAAACAUCUCUGCCUCUGCUCCCAUUUUUAUGUUCUCAUUGUUUUUUUUGUUCGUUCAAAAUGCAUCUGCCAAAGGCUCUUUCAUACCCACCACUAGCGCUGGCUGUGCGACCAAGUUAGUCAGAAGCGGUCGCAAGCUGCGGUUAUAGUCCCAAAGCCACUGUUUUGGCUCAAUAUCUCACUGCCUGAUUUUUCAGUUGCGUGACUGCUGUCUCAAAGCCUCUGCACCAAUCAGAUGCGCAGUAACAGGGUGUCAGCAUAAUAAUCGUGGUAAUCGUAAUGCGAUCAGACGUGAAUUCCGCAUGUCGACGGGUCUUAGUCGCGCACAGGUGUGAACAUCGGUUGCGUUGAGUCACUUUUCAGUCGCAAACGGUCGCGCGACCAGUGCUAGUUGCAAGUGUGAAUGAGAUCUGUCUCUUGUCUCCGCCCUGCAAAAGGUGUUGCAUUUCGCCAGCAAUGCUUCUAUUUCUUGCAUGCACAUUUGCUUUUGGCAUGGUGCCCUUUAUUCCAGCAAAGGCCACUUUUGGAUCUAUUCUUUGGUUUCGCUCUGGCCUAAAUUUAAACAUGCGUACCAUUGUUGCCUGCUGUGGCAGCUUGGGGAGUACGGGACUAAGCUGCUAACCUCAAUGACAUGAGGCUGAUUCCCAGCCACAACAGAUGUAUUUAGACGGUGGCGAACAGCAAAAACACCCAUGUACACUCAGACCACACUAUAACAAAGUCGCACUUGCCCCGACAAUACUUUUUUAGAUCCGAAAGUUUGUUAUAAAGAUACAUUUCUAAUACAGUAUACAUGACAGAGCUGUUCCUCACUUCGUUAUGCCCAAUAAGUUGUUAUAUCUGGGUUUGUUAUAUGGAUGUAUAAGUGUAGUUACAUUUAGAUGCACAUAAACGAACCCCUGGUUGCCUGAAGUGUUGGCUGCCGCACUUGCCAUCCACGCAUUUUUCCCCACACAAAGUUCAACCGUUAUGGCUGGAAACCAAGACUGUGUCUUCGUACAUGGCCAUAUGGUUUUAUAGCUGCUGAGACUGCCACGUGGGCUAUUUUAAUAACAACAGGCUGUCUAUCAUGAAUUUGAUAACACACCAACCACACUGAUCUUUCUGUUAACAUUCUUUUGGGUUUAAUUUUAUAGGCUUGGUUUGUUUAAAUUUCUGUACACUGUCAUAUUUAUUAUUAUGCCUGGUAUUUUGUUUAUAGAGUUGCAAGAAGAACCCGACAAAAAAAAGUAGCCCUGAUUUUGCGAAGUACUUAACAGUUGGUCGCAGAAAAGACAAAGGGCUAUAUCGAUGUCUUGUCAAAAUUUUUAAGGAAUAUAUUUAUGUUCUGGGGUUGUGGUCAUGAUGAAGGCAUGUGUACUAUGCGGAAUUCAAUGCUCGUACCUUGUGGAGUAUAUUGAAGAACUUUGAAGUGCUGUUCUGUUAUUUUGUGGCACUUAUGUCUCAGUCGGAGUUGGUUUUAGUGACAUAUUUAUCAAUUCUGCAUUGUUGGUUCGCGUUAAAUUUUUUUCAAAUUCUUGUUCGUGUUUAUACGGUAACAACAAAACGAGGUGAAGAGAAGACUACACAAAAGAGUAACCACUCGCACAUUUUGCGAGUGAUUGAUGUGACCGUGCUGGUCAUGUGAUUGCAUGUGACCAUAUGAUUGUGACAGUUGCUUUCAAGCAAUAUCACUUGUCAUGGUGCUGUGCUUUUAUUAGCACCAGCAAUCAUUCUCUGCUUCAUUCUUUGUGAUAAAAACGAGUGCAGAAAUGGAAGGUGACGUGCAACGUUUGCUACUUGCACCUUUCUCGCUCGCACGACGACAGUAUUCCGCCGUGACCAUAUUUUGUAGCGUUCACGCUCCGUUUGUACCGGCCUAUAGCACCAAUUUCGCUAGUGCUGACAAUGCCGUCAUUGAAGUUUAAUGCUCAUCAUUGGUGAGGCACAGAAAUUAGUAGAAUGCAAUGGCUAAACAAAGUUUCAUGAACUUUGGUCAGGUUAAAAAGACCCUGAAUUGGUUUUUUUUAAUGCUUUGUCAGCGUUUAGGCUAGAGCAUCAUCAAACCAUUCGCAUCACAAAUUUAGUGAAACGUGUACCAAGGCCGCUAAGGACAAUUAUAUCAUACCCUCCUUCUUACCUCUGCCUGGCCUCCUCAACUCAUGAGGCACACUAGCAUCGCUGGGGAUCGGCAAGCUCUCAUAAGCACGCUCGGCGUUUUCAUCUUUUACCGGUCUAGACCGAGAUCGCACGCCGACAGGCUGCAUGCAGUCUCGGAAGGCAUCACAGGGUGUGCCCGGCAGCAGGCAUGUUGUCUGGCAAAAGACGAAUAUCGCAGAGUGGUUCAUAUGUGCUCUGACAGGGACCGCCACCCUAUCAGCAGAUCUUACUUCUGCGCAUUCUACAGCCCAUUACAGCCGAUCGGAUCAGCAGCAACGGUGAUGUGGCUGCUGACGUGCUCUGGCCUCGUCAAGCGGCCAGAGCACGUCACUGUGAAUGGGCGGCUGAAAAAGUGUUUGGCCAAGUUGCAACGAUCUGCACUGAUUCGCAGCUUUAGAUGUAAUAAACAGCUUACGCAGAGAGCUCAGAUCGGUCUCUAAAUAACCCUUGGUACUUGGUCUACCGGCCCAAUGUGUUUGAACAAGUCGCCGAAACCAUUUCAGGGUCCCUUUGAAAGUCUCGUUCUGUUAGAACACAAUCUGAUCAAUUUUAGCGAAAAGAAAAGAAUGUAAAAACCACCUUACAGCACCAAAAUAUUUGCGUCUGCUUGAGAUUGCCCAGAAACCUCAUGGGUGGUGCUGCAAGAGGUAUUUCUUUUCUUGUGUUAUCGGUAUUGCCAAGCAUUUCUGAUGGCUAAAGCAGUGUCAUAUUGUCAAAUGUCAAAGGGUAAUACACUAGUUUGGCAUUGUAUGUCAAAAUACAAGACAAAUUGUUUUUGUUUAAUGUCCGCAUCUGCUUAAAAUGCCAAUUUGAUAAUAUGCAAUUGAAUAUGUGCAGUUGCUCUCUAGCUGGCAUGAAUUUUAUUUUACACAUGAAAGGCAGGGAGAGCUGGCAUGAAUUUUAUUUUAGACAUGAAAGGCAGGGGCACGCCAUGACUGUAAGACAAGUUUUUUUCGUCACGCUUUUUUUUACUGUGAUCGUGCCAGGCAUGGCGUAGUACCAUACAGUUUAGUACCUGAUUGAUUAACAUAAAGCCGCCAUUUCAGUCGUGCUUUCUGUGGGAGAUUUGAGUACAUUGUUCAUUUUACGCAGUGAUGUGCUUUCUUUUUACACUCUUAGUGUGCUUUUUUAUAUUCAGCAUUAAAGUUUCUUGUUAAUGCUGUUGUUGGUGAAAACUUCUCUGAAUGCCUUGCGACUGAUGUUUGUUGACCAGAAUGCAUGGUGCAAUACGCUUGGUUGAUUACUCUGUGCUGGAAGUAUUGGAUAUCUGAUGUUGCUGAUUAGGCCAUGUAGUUUGUCAUCCUGACAAAAAAAGCUAAGCUGAAUAUCAGGGACAACCUAUGAACUUUGUGUGCACUUGAACUGCAGACGUCUGCACGGGCCAUCAUCUUGACCUCGGUAAGAGAGCCAUGUUGGCUGGAGUUUGUUGUCAGCUUGUGUUUUCUUUUAUCUGCUAUUAUAAAAUGCCAGGCUUAUCAGAAAAUAAAACAUUGGUGUUCUUACUA
This is a messenger RNA of Rhipicephalus microplus (southern cattle tick), 8096 nucleotides long. Its product is annotated as fructose-2,6-bisphosphatase TIGAR. NCBI's taxonomy places the organism in Eukaryota, Metazoa, Arthropoda, Arachnida, Ixodida, Ixodidae. Gene Ontology annotation, molecular function: fructose-2,6-bisphosphate 2-phosphatase activity. Gene Ontology annotation, biological process: negative regulation of glycolytic process; regulation of pentose-phosphate shunt. Gene Ontology annotation, cellular component: cytosol. The record is from RefSeq and is a predicted model, not a curated record.